AUGGUCGGUUUCGGGUCAGUUCGUGCGACGCUCUUGGGUUUCCUGCUCCAGAUCCUGUGCGCUGGGCUAUCUGCCCAGCAGCUCCUCCUCGAUCGUCCACAGAGAUCCCUGUACGACGAUCCCCUGGAGCAUCUGCCGCCGCUGGGCUGGAAUAGCGUGGGCGGCGGAUUCGGAGUGGGUGAUUGGGCCUACAACCCCGUUGGCCUCGGUCACAUGAGCAAGGAUGAGCUGCUGACACUGCUGGAGGCCUGGAAGGAGGUGGAGCAGGAGCAGGAGACGGCCGCCACAACGACUGCCCCGCCGGCAGAGACCACCACCCGAAGGCCACCGGCUCCACCGCCACCUCCUCCGCCCCGCCCCAUUCCCAUACCCAUCUCCAUCCCAAUGCCUGCUCCCUCCAUUCCCCAGCUGCCUUCUGGGACGCCCAUCACUGUCAGGCUCCCAGCAUUUGUGCCCGUCCGUCUGGCAGCGGUGUUCACACCACCCGCCGGUGGAGCUGGUGCUGCAGCAGCUGGUGACGCCGGAGGAGAUGACAUGGCCACCGCCGACGGGCCAGAUGACGACGCCACUCCUCGCCUCUUCCGCUUCAUGUCCAUGCCAGGGGUUCGGGCCAGGUCCCAAUCCCAGUCGCAGCCCAGGCAGCAAUUCGUGGUGAGGAACACCCUGGACAGCGUGGACGCGGGCACUGCUCCAGUCCGGCACCUGGUGAAGCCGGAAGUCAGGCCCAAAGCCACGGCGGCUGCAGCUCCCCCGUCCAUUCCCAAGGCGCCUGGCCAACCAGCUCCCUUCUUCCGCCCCAGAUUCGGUGUGCCUCCGCAUCUGGUCAACGCCCGCUUCGAACUGGUGCCCUCCUCCCAAGUCAUCGGAGAUUGGCGGGAGUGA
Messenger RNA from Drosophila rhopaloa, 882 nucleotides. Its product is annotated as WAS/WASL-interacting protein family member 3. The record is from RefSeq and is a predicted model, not a curated record. Bases 1 to 882 code for a protein of 293 amino acids. The transcript has 2 exons. NCBI's taxonomy places the organism in Eukaryota, Metazoa, Arthropoda, Insecta, Diptera, Drosophilidae.